Strongylus vulgaris is the source of this 437-nucleotide messenger RNA. The record is from the annotation of a GenBank genome assembly. Lineage: Eukaryota; Metazoa; Nematoda; Chromadorea; Rhabditida; Strongylidae.
AUGACUCCGUGGUUAUCUUCACCGCUAUUAUCGUGGCCAACACCUCCAGGUGAUUUGCCCACCCCUAUUCCUAUUGCUCCCACAACUCUACAGCCUCCCACAUCAUUACUAACUACAGUAUGCGGUUUGCCUCCACAACCUCUCGUAGGAGCUACGGCAACCACCCCAUGUAAUAUGUUCCGAAAAGAGAAUCUUCCAUCAACAGUCACAUCUAAAUCUGCAUUCUUCUCCGUACCGUAUAUGCUGGAAUCGCGUAGAUAUAGUGAACCCGUACCUCCACCAUCACAUCUGCUUGCACAGCGUAGAAGGAGCAAAGAGGUUUCGGGACAAGUCACUUAUUUGUGGGAAUUUUUGCUACGUCUUCUACAGGACAAGGAGUACUGCCCAAAAUUUAUAAAAUGGAUUGAUCAGUCUAAAGUGAGGGUAUAUUUGUAAAA